GGAGAUUUCCAGAAAGACCGAACAACACACAGGAGGUUGAACCGCGGCGAAUCUUACCAGUUUGUGGGAUUUUCCACAAAAAGCGAAAAGUAGCGUCUCCAUUUCCGUUUUUGCAUUGUCUUAACUAGUCUCCGGGGUUUUUUUGCGCGUCCAAAUUUGUGUUUUUACAAGCGAAACAGCGGCGAUGACGACCAUAGAUUACAGCGUGUGGGACCACAUCGAGGUGUCAGACGAUGAGGACGACAUUCAUCCAAAUAUUGAUACCCCCAGCCUUUUCAGAUGGAGACAUCAGGCCCGCGUGGAUCGGAUGGAGCAGUUCGAGAAGCAAGGGGCCGAUCUGGAGAAGAGUCGGGCGGAGUGUCGGCGUAAGCUGGCGGACUUGCAGAAGCGGAUCAAGGAGCUGGAGAGCGCGGGCACGGACGACGCCAAGGCGGAGCUGAGUCGGGCGCGAGACGAGGAGAAGCAGCUGAAGAAGGAGGAGCGCAGCUGGGAGAAGAAGAUUGAGGAGCACCGGCGCGAGGAAAAGAAGAUGCCCUGGAACGUGGACACACUGAGCAAGGAGGGCUUCAGCAAGAGUGUGGUGAACAUUAAGCCGGAGGUGAAAGAGGAGACUGAGGAGGAGAAGGAACAGAAGCACAAGACCUUCGUAGAGAAAUACGAGAAACAGAUAAAACACUUUGGGAUGCUGAGGCGCUGGGACGACAGCCAGAAGUACCUGUCGGACAACCCCCACCUGGUGUGCGAGGAGACCGCCAACUACCUGGUCAUCAUGUGCAUCGACCUGGAGGUGGAGGAGAAACAUGCUUUGAUGGAGCAGGUUGCACACCAGACCAUAGUCAUGCAGUUUAUCCUGGAGCUGGCCAAGAGUCUGAAGGUGGACCCCCGAGGCUGCUUCCGCCAGUUCUUCGCCAAGAUUAAGACUGCAGACCAGCAGUACCAGGACGCGUUUAAUGACGAGCUGGAGUCCUUUAAGGAGCGCGUGCGGGGCCGGGCCAAGAUCCGCAUAGAGAAGGCCCUGAAGGAGUACGAGGAGCAGGAGAAACAGAAACGCCUGGGGCCAGGGGGCCUGGACCCUGUGGAGGUGUACGAGUCCCUGCCCGCGGAGCUGCAGAAGUGUUUUGAUGAGAAGGACAUUCAGAUGCUGCAGGACGCCAUCAGCAAAAUGGACCCGACGGAGGCGAAGAUAUACAUGCAGAAGUGCAUCGAUUCAGGGCUCUGGGUCCCCAACUCGCGGACCGAGGAGGAUGCUGGCGACAAGGAGGAAGAGAAGGAGGAGGCGGAGAAGGAGAAAGAGGCGGAGUGAAACAGACCUUGGGACGGACAGCUUUACUACACCACCUCCCUCCCCUCACCUACCCCCCACGCCCACUGUAUAUUGUCAACUUUUACGCCAAUACGCCCUACCCCACCCAAAACUGUUCUCAUUCUCGCUAUACUACUGUCCACCCCCCGCCCCCCCCCACCCAAUCAUUUUUUUCCCACCCCAUUACUCCACCUCCUAUCCCCAACCCCAUAGGUAUCUGAAUACUAUCAGUCAGACCAGAGGAAUUGGAAUAGGGAUUUUGUGGUUGUGAUGUCACAAAAUGAGAAAGAACUCCAAUCACAGAGUACAGCGGAUGCAACCAAUAGAACAAUGAGGACUUCUGGCCUGUACUUCCUGGAUCCCUGUGGGAAUUGGCAGGAAGUAGCCAGAACCUAUCCACCAAUCAGCAUAGGCUUUGUUCUGCUGGUUGUUUCCAAAGUGUUGUGAUGAUUGGUGGAGCUCCAUUCUGUUAUUGUGACAUCACAACCAACUUUACCCUCUUAUCCCUGAGACAGACCAGGUCAAGAUCAGCUUGGCAGCAGCAUCAGAUAUUCACUCUCCAUCCACUCCCUUUCCUCCCUGUUUGUGUAUGUGUGCAAAUCACACAGUAAAGUUUUGCUAUUCCUAGUGUGUCCCCCCACCCCAUGCAUUUCCUGAGGAUGACAACCUUUUCAGUUUCGUUGCUCUUAUUGACUCAUGAAAAAUGACAUAUUCCAAAUAGUCAUUUCCUACACACGAGGUGUUUUUGUCCAGACGUCAUUAGUAUAUAAUCAUAAUAAAACAACAGAAAUGGAUAAAAUAAAUGACUAAGCACGAUGAAUUUGAUGUUUUAUGAUCGGUUGGAAACCCUUAUCAUAUGCAACCGUGUGUCCACACUUUAUUUUAUUUCUAGUUUCUGCCUUCACUGCAUUAGUACCCCUCAUGCUUUUAUUGGCUGUCAGAGACUGAUGAAGGUAAAUUAGAGAUGUGUUUCCACACCGAUUGUUUGUCUGUGAAGUCGUGGGGGGUCCUCCCCCCCCCCCCCCCCCCCGCUCUCUCUCGUCUCCCCGUCUGUCCUAAACCUCGGUGAAUGUCCACUGUAAAGCCGAGCUCUGUGUGCGGUUGUGCUUAGAGGCCGAGCGAGGGCCGGUUUUCAAAGCCUUCGACGGACAAGCAUUUUUUUUUUUUGGGAUGCCCUCUUUUUGUUCAGUUUGCACGACGAGUUUCCGCGCGACUGACGCGCGCGCCUGCAUUCAGCGGCCAAUAAAAUGUUGCUUUGACGUGAACCGUGUCGUCCGUGCUCUGUGACAUUCAAAGACAUUUUAAAGCUGCGGUCUGCCGUGAUCUUCGCUGGGCUUGUAGGGGAAGGGGAACCACAGGAUAGACGCGGUAGGGCUGGUGAUGACUUCCUGUGGAUGUAUUGUCUUCAUGGGACAGAAUAAUAACAGUAUCUCAGCCUCGGGGGCGGAUCUGGUGGCUGCUACAGGCAUCACUGCUGGGGUGACAGCUAUUUAACAUCUGAAAUGGAGAGUUCUUCGCAUUAUCCUUCGAAGAGAAUGAGAUGCAUUUUAAGAAAAGGAAAAACGUCAAGACCAGUCGGAUUAAUGAAUUAAUUUCGCAAACUUGUGUUUUUAUUUUUUAUGUACUAGGCAUUGUGUGGAAGGACGUGACGGUCUGGUGUAACAAUGUCAUCCAUCUUCUGACUGAUACAUGGCAAUCGAUUUUGUUACCCAUAAUUCCCUGAAUGGGCUCAGAAGAGAAUCCCAGGGUUUGCUUCCAGAUGGCUUUGCAGGCUAGCCUCAAGGCCUUUCUCUGCUUACGUGAAUGACUUUGACCUUCGUAACUGCUUUAUACAGCAGUAUAAACAUUCAUGAAGACUUAUGACAACAGACGUGGACUGUCAUUGAUGGCAGCGUGUCAUUGUCUAAUAUUAGAGGCAAUACUACCACAACUUCCUGAUUCAGCUGUGUUGCAGUACGGUCAUAGUUGACAUGGAUGGUGUCCUAGCGCCCCUUCUGACAGCCUGCGGGUUUAUGAAAGCUUAUGAACUGGUUAUAAGCAUUCAUAAUGCUUUUUUAUGCUGGAUGCUUCAAAGCAGUCGUAAUUGUUUCUCCUCUUGGUUCCUUUCAUAAAGCUACCUUGGCUGGGCCUCACAAUUGCUAUUUUAAGUGGUGGCAUUCCUGUCCUCUGAUUCGCCAGUGCUAAAGUAAAGCACACUGGCUGAUGUCUGAUUGCGGUAGAAGAGCUGCAUUUAUUCAUCAGUCUUGUGGAGAGACUUCUGAAAUCGGCCUGCCAAUGUGGAGAGUUGGUGCACGACACAACAGAACA
Anguilla anguilla (European eel) is the source of this 3610-nucleotide messenger RNA. It is a transcript of the gene cdc37, whose product is annotated as cell division cycle 37 homolog (S. cerevisiae). Gene Ontology annotation, cellular component: cytoplasm. The record is from RefSeq and is a predicted model, not a curated record. Bases 185 to 1303 code for a protein of 372 amino acids. Gene Ontology annotation, biological process: protein folding; protein stabilization. The transcript is spliced from 8 exons. Lineage: Eukaryota; Metazoa; Chordata; Actinopteri; Anguilliformes; Anguillidae. Gene Ontology annotation, molecular function: protein kinase binding; protein-folding chaperone binding; heat shock protein binding.